Molecule: messenger RNA, 1503 nt
Organism: Anisakis simplex (herring worm)
Lineage: Eukaryota; Metazoa; Nematoda; Chromadorea; Rhabditida; Anisakidae
Source: the annotation of a GenBank genome assembly
AUGGGCGAUCAAAUUGUCACAGAUCCGCCAAAUCAGCCCAAUCGCUUCUCCAAUUCAUUUGCUCUUACGUCCUCAUCAAGUGGCUCCGAUAAAGAUCGAGGUUACACGAUUGUGGUGCCCGCGAACGUUUGCUUUGGUGGUGUGAGCAUGCAACUGGAUUUGAAGAUCGAUCAGAAGACGCUGGCAGCUGCAUCGGAUAUCUCGAAAGCGGUUGAAGAGGCCGUUACGACGCAUUUUCAAUCGGCCACAACCAGCAGCACCUCGUCAACAACGAGUACCGCUUGUACGCCAUCCGGUAGUGUCGUACAAUCAUCUGGCGGUACCACCACCAUCAUCAAUUCAUCUGGCACAGCUGUCGGUGUGGGCGCUUCACUUGGAGAUGGCUUGGGCAAUGCCACAACCACUGCGGGUUCAGGACCUGUGACCGGCACAGGCACAGGCGCAGUGACUUCGGCUCGUCGCUGUAUUAAAAUGCCAACUGCGUCCGUGUCAUCGCAGCAGUCAGCGAAUUAUACAGCUGUAUCGUGUGGCAAUGAAAGCACCAAUAGUGCAAUGAUACAAAAAGAUGAGAGUCGCGAACAGGUGAAUGAGGUGUGUAGUUCAACUGUGGACUCGAGUCCUCUUUGUGAUACAGCCUCAUCACCAAUUCAAUUGGAUACGCCAUCGACAAGUAUUCUACCAACACAAUCCACAAAUAAAACCAAUACUAACAGUGGCAAAAUUAACAAAAAUAAUACCAAUAAUAGCGCACAUUCGUAUAUAUCACUGACCAAUAACAACAAUGUUAGUAGUGAUAAUGAUUUUCAUUUGGACGAUCAGAGACCGUCAUCAUCUGCAGUGUGCGAUAAUGAAGUGCACUCAUCUGUGGAGGAUUCCGCAGAGCCCCCAAUGGCUUCAUCGUCUACAAUGGGAAAUGCCAUCCUCAUUAAUAACACUAAUGCCAGUAACACAAGCCAUAAUAAUAAUAAUGUUGCUGUGUCCUAUGAAAAUGUUGCUAUUCCGAUCGCUUCUGCCUCAGCGUCUACGGCUCCACAAUCCUCCUCGUUGCAAUCUCAGCCACAACACGUGGCACAAUCGCAAUUUCGCUCCACCAACGAAUCCGAAGGCUCCUCGUCAGCGUUCAAGCAACAAUCCGAAUCGCCCACAACCUCAUCAUUUGACGCUAUUCUACCAUCACCCCAAACGUCUUCAACGUCCAAUGUUGUUGUUCCAACUCCGUCAACCGUUCCGACGAAUAAUGCCAAUAAUCCCUCGGCUGCAACCUCUUCAUUACCGACUCGAACUGUAAUGUCGGCUGCAAAACGACGUCGAGAGAAAGCCGGUCCACCGUCACAUUUUUGUGAGCAAAAUGAUCCGAACGGAAAAGGACAGUUGUUGGCUUGUUUGAUGAGCUUAAAUUGCUUGGAAGCAGAGAAAGACUGCAAGAAACAUGGCUGUGUGAAGUUGGAUUCUGUUGUUGUGUUGACGGCCAUUGGAUGUAUUCAGUCAUGUUUAUGUCCGUAG